ACCGUAACUCGGCCUCAAUCUCUCCUCCCCCUAACACAAAACCAAAAGAGAGAAAACGCCGAAGGGAAGGUUUUUUUGCCAAACCCAAAGAUAGAAGCGAAUUAUAGAGGGCGAGCCAACCAGUGUAGUCUAAUGUUUUACAUCCUUUAAUCCUAUUCAUAACAAAUACCGUUAAAAAAACGACCGUUGAAAUCAUUCCCGCCAUGGUGGCUCAGCUUGACCACCCCCCACAUCAACACCUCCAGGAGCCACAACUCUCUUCAGACUACUUGGAGAAGACAAAGUCUCUGAUCUGUGCUUUGAACUUUGUCUCUCGGGACCUCCCUCUUCCUCCCGACCUCUUCAACACCGUCUAUUCCAUCUAUUCCGGUCCCCAAAAUGUAGACAAUGGUACUCUGGACGGUGUGACUCACGAUGAGGACGAAUCGCAAGAUGACCCUGGGAAUCCUAUGGAAGGAGAUUUGAUUACUGAACUGGAGGAUGCAAUAGUAAAGCAAAGGCCUAACUGCAUGUCAGGUUUUGUAUUGGGGGAAUCGAGGGAAAAACGAUAUCAAGGCCGUAUUCUGCAUCGCUUACAUGAACUUGAAGAUUUAUGUUUUGUGUCAGAACUGCCUUCAACCAGAGGGGAGGACCUGCAGACCAAGUGCUUACUUGAACUUUAUGGACUAAAGCUAGCAGAGUUGCAAAGGAAAGUACGAACUGAAGUGAGUUCAGAGUAUUGGCUUCGCUUGAAUUGUGCAUCUCCUGAUAAGCAGUUAUUUGACUGGGGUAUGAUGAGAUUGCGUCGACCUUUAUAUGGCAUAGGAGAUGCUUUUGCCACAGAAGCUGAUGAUCAGUUCAGGAAGAAACGGGAUGUGGAGAGGCUAUCAAGGUUAGAAGAAGAAGAGAGGAACCAUAUAGAGACGAGAAAAAGAAAAUUUUUUGCAGAAAUACUUAAUGCAGUUCGAGAGUUCCAAUUGCAAGUUCAGGCAUCUUUUAAGCGCAGGAAGCAAAGGAAUGAUGGGGUCCAGGCAUGGCAUGGAAGGCAAAGGCAGCGUGCUACUCGAGCUGAAAAACUGAGGUUCCAAGCCCUGAAAGCAGAUGAUCAAGAAGCUUAUAUGAAAUUAGUAAAGGAGAGCAAGAAUGAGCGACUUACAAUGCUUCUUGAAGAAACGAAUAAACUCCUUGUUAAUUUGGGGGCUGCAGUUCAGCGCCAGAAAGACGGAAAACAUGCAGAUGGCAUUGAACCCUUAAAAGACUCAGAAUCUGAUUCUCCUGAAUUGGACCCUUCAAGGAAUGAAAGCCAAGGAGAUACACCUCCUGAGGAAGAUGCUAACAUCAUUGAUUCUGAUAGGAAUGAUGACAGUAGUGAUUUACUUGAAGGUCAGCGACAGUAUAACUCAGCCAUUCAUUCAAUUCAGGAGAAGGUAAUGGAGCAACCAUCCAUGCUUCAAGGUGGACAAUUAAGACCAUACCAGUUAGAAGGACUUCAAUGGAUGCUCUCUCUGUUCAACAACAAUUUAAAUGGAAUUUUAGCUGAUGAGAUGGGAUUGGGGAAGACCAUACAAACUAUUUCAUUGAUUGCAUAUCUGAAGGAGAAAAAAGGUGUCUGUGGGCCAUACUUGAUAGUGGCUCCAAAGGCUGUCCUACCUAAUUGGAUCAAUGAAUUUUCAACAUGGGUUCCUGAGGACGAGAUUAAAGCUGUUCUUUAUGAUGGGCGUCUAGACGAGAGAAAGGCAUUGAGAGAACAGUUGUCAAGAGAUGGAAACUUUGAUGUGUUGAUCACACAUUACGAUCUAAUCAUGAGAGAUAAAGCAUUUUUGAAAAAAAUUUACUGGGUUUACAUGAUUGUUGAUGAAGGGCAUCGAUUAAAGAAUCAUGAGUGUGCUCUUGCACGAACUCUUCUGUCCGGCUACCAGAUUCAACGUAGACUUCUACUAACUGGAACUCCAAUUCAGAAUAGCUUACAAGAAUUAUGGUCUCUGCUUAAUUUUCUCCUCCCAAGUAUUUUUAACUCAGUUCAGAACUUUGAGGAGUGGUUCAAUGCUCCUUUCGCAGAUAGAGGUGAUGUGACGCUCACUGAUGAGGAGCAGUUGUUGAUCAUUCGGCGUUUGCAUCAUGUUAUUAGGCCAUUUAUAUUGAGGAGGAAAAAAGAUGAGGUGGAGAAAUAUCUCCCUGGGAAGUCCCAAGUUAUACUGAAAUGUGAUAUGUCUGCAUGGCAGAAAGUUUAUUAUCAGCAAGUUACAGAAAUGGGCAGAGUUGGUCUACAUACUGGCUCUGGGAAAUCAAAAAGUCUACAGAACUUAUCCAUGCAGCUCAGAAAGUGCUGUAACCACCCAUACCUUUUUGUUGGAGAAUAUAAUAUAUGGCGCAGGGAAGAAAUCAUGAGAGCUUCUGGAAAGUUUGAACUUCUUGAUCGUUUACUCCCAAAACUUAGAGCAACAGACCAUAGAGUGCUGCUUUUCUCACAAAUGACCCGUCUCAUGGACAUCCUUGAAGUUUAUUUGCAACUACGUGAUUAUAAGUAUCUUAGACUUGAUGGCUCCACAAAAACUGAGGAAAGAGGAACUUUACUAAAACAAUUCAAUGCGCCUGAUUCUCCUUAUUUCAUGUUUCUCUUGAGCACACGUGCUGGAGGACUCGGUUUGAAUUUACAAACAGCUGAUACUGUAAUAAUAUUUGAUAGUGAUUGGAAUCCUCAAAUGGACCAACAAGCAGAGGAUCGUGCACAUCGUAUUGGACAAAAGAAGGAAGUUAGGGUCUUUGUGUUGGUUAGUGUGGGAUCAAUAGAAGAGGUAAUCUUGGACCGUGCAAAACAGAAGAUGGGAAUUGAUGCCAAAGUAAUCCAGGCAGGACUUUUUAAUACAACAUCCACGGCCCAGGACAGAAGGGAGAUGUUGGAGGAGAUAAUGCGGAGAGGAACCAGCUCACUUGGAACAGAUGUGCCAAGUGAGAGAGAAAUUAACCGCCUUGCAGCACGAUCACCAGAAGAGUUUCGGAUCUUUGAGAGGAUGGAUAAGGAAAGAAGGCAGAAGGAGAACUAUAGAGCUCGUCUCAUGGAAGAGCAUGAGGUGCCCGAAUGGGCAUAUUCCAAACCUGAUAAGGAAGACAAAGCCAAAGGGUUUGAGCAAAAUAAUAUUGCUGUCUUGGGAAAGCGGAGAAGAAAGGAUGUUACCUAUGCUGAUACAUUAAGUGAUUUACAGUGGGUGAAGGCUGUUGAAAGUGGACAAGAUAUAUCGAAGCUAUCAAGUAAAGGAAGGAGACGGGAAUAUCCUUCAUCUGAGGGCAAUGAAUCAGCUAUUAAUAGUGCUGGAACAGAAAAAAGGGCUCUGGAAUCGAGGAAUGAAUUCAUGCCUACGGCAAGUGAGGGAACAAGUGAGGAUACUAUUGGCUCCACCCCAAAGAGAUUCAAGCCUGACGGAGGAAUUCAUGAAAAUCCUGAAUAUCAGGGGGUAGAAAAUCAAGGAGUCAGAGGAAACAAUUGGAGUGGGCAUGUAUUUACGUGGAAUGCCCAUAAGAAGAAGAGAUCUAGCUAUAUCAUACAGAGUUCAUUUUCUGAUUCCAGAAGGCAGAAUUCCAAUGGAAGGGGAAACAGCUGGGCCUGAUUUAGCCUACAAAAAAAAUCCAGUAAUGGGGAAUCCUGAAAGGUCCCCUGACCCUGGUUAUCUUUUGUUAUUGAUGUGAACAAGCGAGGCUUGAACGGGUUUCAGUUGUGUCACAUGUGGCUGGCUUGUGAAGUGACCUCUGUAACUGCUUGCCUGUUGAUUAUGCACAACUAGUCUCUGUUCCGUCGUCCUGCAACUCGGCUUGCGCAAAGCAGCCGCCAAUGCGUUUGGCCAAUUUAAGACUUCUGACCAUCAUUGGCUCUCUGUAGGAUCUGCUUCAGACUAGAUGGGAAUGCAAAGCUUCUAUUUAUUUAUGGGUACUUGUAACAUUACGUAUCAAGAAGAAUGGUAUGCUUCCCUCAUUUGUCAAAUAUAUCUUUUAUUUUUAUUGAA
Molecule: messenger RNA, 3977 nt
Organism: Manihot esculenta (cassava)
Lineage: Eukaryota; Viridiplantae; Streptophyta; Magnoliopsida; Malpighiales; Euphorbiaceae
Product: probable ATP-dependent DNA helicase CHR12
Exons: 12
Coding region: 204-3584 (1126 amino acids)
Biological process (GO): positive regulation of transcription by RNA polymerase II
Cellular component (GO): nucleus
Molecular function (GO): ATP-dependent chromatin remodeler activity; ATP binding; histone binding
Source: RefSeq, a predicted model, not a curated record